Messenger RNA from Symsagittifera roscoffensis, 3549 nucleotides. RefSeq lists its product as uncharacterized. Lineage: Eukaryota; Metazoa; Xenacoelomorpha; Acoela; Convolutidae. Gene Ontology annotation, molecular function: ATP binding; protein kinase activity; zinc ion binding. The record is from RefSeq and is a predicted model, not a curated record. Gene Ontology annotation, biological process: protein phosphorylation. The transcript is spliced from 17 exons. The coding region runs from base 417 to 3461 and encodes 1014 amino acids.
AAACACCUGCGUUUGAUUGAAAAGAACAAAACUGCAGGAAAAUUUUGCAAAUAAAAUCACAGGACGCAUUAAAACAUUUAAAAAAACGUUUUAUGAGAGCUUUAACGUGAAUCAUUGCCGGCUGUUUAUUUAUAGUUGAAAAUCUAGUGACUGAUUUGAUAAUAUUAUAAAUCAUACUAUUUAUAUUAUUAAGCUUUAACCAGAUUGAUUGAAGCACGCUCGUUUUUUGAUCAAAAAGUGGUUUUCACGUUUGCUGUGUCGCUGAUGUUGCCAGCUUUGUAUUGAUUCAGCACAACUCAUACACAGUCAUUUCUGUACAUUUUGAACACUACAUUUUGAACGUGUGUCCAAUAUCUUAUCUUAAAAUCUAUCUGUAAUCAUUGUCUUAAAUCUCGCCGUUAUAAAAGUGACGUGAAAUGAGUGACAAACAUUCCCUAAAUGGAAACGCUGAAAAGUUUUCAACUCGGGGCUUCCGACAGAAGCUGAAAAGCAUCGCGUCUUUGAACCAAUCAAGUGGCUCUCGGUCAAGUGGACGUUCGGCUUUCCGACCAACAUCUACAGUUACUUCUCAAAAACUACCCAAUCGACCCUCUUCUUCUAUCGAAGUCAGUCAACGAAGGCCGAAAAGUGAAUCGAGAUGUCACCAAAUCGAAAAUGGGGUCCAAAAACUUCAAAAAUCUGUAGAUAAGUCUAACAUGAUGACUUCAUAUGAACGUAACAGAUCAAUUUCACCCGUUGAAAAAUCAGUUUUAGCCCAAAAAGAAGAGAGGCGCCAACGGAAAAUUGAACGGGCGCGCCUAAGUCGGCUGUAUUUGAUUGGACGACGAGGUCCAUGUGUGUUCUCGGUGGUGGGAGAAGACCCGAACAUCAAGUACACUGUCAAAAUAGACGAGAAGCCCAGUUGUUCUUGUGGGAAGCAGUACUGUGUGCAUUUGCUCUUCAUCUUCAUGAGGGUGCUGAGAGUGAGAAGUGAUGACCCCAGAAUAUUCGCACACAGGCUCACCCACCAUCAGAUCAAUAACUUGGUGUAUCAAUACGAAUCACAAUUACGGAGGAAACCGACUCCAAAAGAGCGCUCUAGUCGGCCUAUUAGCCGACCUCACGAGAAACAAGCAGUCAUGCGAAGUCACAGUACUCUUUUGUCCGAAGACAAACCGAGGAUUCCGAUUCGACAUCAACACUCGAAAGCGAUCAGUGAUUCAACUGAGUUUAUAAGUGGGAGGAGCAAGUUAGUGAAUUGCAGUUUGGAACCCAAUUUGCUCAGAGCCCCGAUUGUCACUCUAAGCAGGGAGUCGACCAUGAGUAGCAACCAGUCAAUGGACACAGACGGGGAUGACUUGGGAAACUGUCCCAUCUGUCUUUUGCCUAUGGGCGAAGAGGAUCAGCUGUCAGAGUGUCAGAAUGGAUGCAAGAACAAAAUACACACCCUCUGUCUCAAUAUAUGGGAGAAUGCGUGCCAUGACCGGGAGUUCGAGUUCACAUGUCCAUUGUGCAGAUCCAACUUCAAAACUGGAUUGAGGCGAGCGCAGUCUGCCUUUCAUGUGCCCUCCUUCUCCGACAUUUCCUCUCCUGAUGAAGAUGACUUCAUCAGACAGUCUGUAAGGGAAGAGCUGCAAGGAAUCGUUCAGGAUUUGAGUGAAGAUAUAGUGGAUGGGCUUGCUUCCAGUGACCAAGAAAUAGUCAAGUUAGCCCUCCUUGCAUCUGUGAACAAGUUUAGCUGUUCAGAAAAUGAUCACACCAGAAGAGAGGGAGCGGUCUUAAGGGUGCUUAGUGGUGUACUGAAGCUGCCUUUCAGUGUGUGCGAUUUCUGCUGCAAUCAAAUUAUAAAUUUAUUCUGCUUUUUGGAUUCGUCCUGCAGCCUACACUUGAAGUCCAUAAUUGAACAGCUGUUUUUGAUGCUGAAAAACAAUGACAGUUCAAAAGAGCUUCCGAUCAAAACAGCCUUCACCAAAGCGUUGGAAAAGAACUUGAACCCCUUUAUAUGGUUUCAUUACAUGAUCCUACAAGCCUCUCAUAUCUCUAAACAUAUCAAAUCUUCGCAAGACAAUGGAACAUCUACGUUUAUUUGCCAAGAUAUGCAAGAACUUGUCCAUCUUUUGAAAAUGCAUACUUGGGACAAAAUCCAAGAUCAUUAUUGGCCAAAUUUUGUUGAAUUUCUUCUCAUUCCGAUAAUAUCUUGUUUCGGUCAUUUCGAAAAAGAGACGAGAAAUCUUGCCAAAGAAAUCAUAUCAACGACUGCUCAGUAUUGUGCCAAAGAACAAAAAAGAGGCGAAUAUUUUCGGGGUGAGUUAAAUAAACUUAACCCAGAGUGCAGUAAAGUGUGCAAUUACAUCGAUAAGAAAAUGAAAGAGCAAAGUUUGAAAGUUCGAUUGACGCGACAAAACUCAAAUGUUGGAUUAUUAGAUGAAAUUUUGAAAGUUUCUGGUGGUCCUGGUUGUCAGAUUAGCAGGAAUCCUUCCAGUGAAAGCUCAUCUCUUCGAGAAAGCAACGAAAUCCGACCAUUGUCAAAGUCAAACGAUAAGAUCUUGCGUGAAAUUGACUUCGCUCACUUUGAAGAGGGCAAAGAUUGGAUGAAGGGAGAAUGCAUUGGCAGAGGGGGCCAUAGUCUCUGUUACGUCAUCAAGGCCAUACACUAUGGACACAUGAUGGUUGUCAAGCAGAUAAAACUGGGCAUGGGCACAACCUCUAGGUCCAGCGUGUUAGGGGGGACUGGUGUGGCUGACUUCAAAUCAUCUUCAGCUGUUGAAGAAGAAAGGAAAGAGUUUGAGAUGGCGAGACAGUUGAGACAUGCACACAUUGUGGAGGUGUUCGGAAGCAACUGUUCUGUCGACAAUUACACAUUCAAUAUAUACCAGGAGUGGAUGCCAGGUGGCACUGUGUCUAACCAUGUGCGUCACUUUGGCCCAUUCAACCAGUCCUCCCUCCGUCUUCUGCUCCGUCAAUUAGCACUGGCAAUCCAGUAUCUCCACGACUGCCAAGUGGCACACAGAGACAUAAAGGGUGACAACCUGCUUCUGGACUUGACUGGGACUACUUUGAAGUUGUGCGACUUCGGCACUGCAUCACUAGUGUCCAAAGACGGCACUGGACCUAUGCAGUUUGCUAACGAACUUGUCGGAACUGUCUGUUUCAUGGCGCCCGAAGUCAUCAGAGGCCGUGGGUAUGGCAGGUCAUGUGACAUUUGGUCUUUUGGCUGUGUCAUCAUCCAGAUGGCAGGAGGAAUGUUACCAUGGAGAGCCAGUCAGCACUCGAACAAAGCAGCCCUUAUGUACCAGAUUGCGAUGUGUGACCAACCACCACCUGAAGUAGAGACGAUAGAAGUACUUCAACAACCAGAACAUAGACAGCUUCUUCUUCUCACUAAACAGUGUCUCCAACUGGAGCCCUCUUCCAGAGUAAACGCCUCAGGAAUUGUCAAACAUCUUUAUUUUGUAGAUGCAUCUAGUCUGUGUUCAAACUGAAAUUGCGAAUAUCUCUUUUAACUUCCUUUUCUUAAAUGUAGAUGUAAUUGCCAGAUAGAUAAGAUUAGAUUCAAAUAUUUGUUUUUGA